AUGGCACGGAGUACUGCCCAGAAGAGGCUUUUGAAGGAAUACCAGCAGUUGUCCCGCGACCCGCCUCCAGGAAUUGUCGCUGGGCCGGUGACGGAAACCGAUUUGUUUGUGUGGGAGUGUCUCUUGGAGGGCCCUACCGAGACUCCGUACGAGAACGGAGUGUUUCCCGCCACGUUGAAGUUCCCCAAGGACUACCCGUUGAGUCCCCCCACCCUCAAGUUCGAGCCACCAUUGUUACAUCCCAACGUGUAUGCUGACGGCACUGUUUGUAUCUCCAUCCUCCACCCUCCAGGCGAGGACCCCAACCAGUACGAGCGGCCAGAGGAACGGUGGUCGCCGGUGCAGAGCAUCGAGAAGAUCUUGUUGAGCGUGGUGUCGAUGUUAGCGGAGCCCAACCCCGAGAGCGGGGCCAAUAUCGACGCCUGCAAGUUGUGGCGAGACGACCGGGUGGAGUACGACCGCCAGAUCAGACAGCAUGUGCGGGAGUCGUUGGGGUUAUAA
This is a messenger RNA of Suhomyces tanzawaensis NRRL Y-17324, 501 nucleotides long. Its product is annotated as E2 ubiquitin-conjugating protein. Lineage: Eukaryota; Fungi; Ascomycota; Pichiomycetes; Serinales; Debaryomycetaceae. The coding region runs from base 1 to 501 and encodes 166 amino acids. The transcript has a single exon. Gene Ontology annotation, cellular component: cytosol; endoplasmic reticulum. The record is from RefSeq and is a predicted model, not a curated record.